Messenger RNA from Hyla sarda, 10480 nucleotides. RefSeq names its product Ras protein specific guanine nucleotide releasing factor 1 (gene RASGRF1). Gene Ontology annotation, biological process: positive regulation of GTPase activity; Ras protein signal transduction. NCBI's taxonomy places the organism in Eukaryota, Metazoa, Chordata, Amphibia, Anura, Hylidae. Gene Ontology annotation, cellular component: plasma membrane. The transcript has 27 exons. Gene Ontology annotation, molecular function: protein binding; guanyl-nucleotide exchange factor activity. Bases 16 to 3756 code for a protein of 1246 amino acids. The record is from RefSeq and is a predicted model, not a curated record.
GCGGGGGGCCACAAGAUGCAGCGGCUCCGGUUGAACGAGGCUCACGCCGUGUACCUGGGGCAGCUGGCGAGGAAGGACGGGACGCGGAGGGGGACCCUCAGCAAGCGCAGCUCGGACAACAGCCGCUGGCAGAACCGGAGCUUCUCGCUGCUGCACAACCUGCUCUUCUGCUUCGAGAGCGAAUCCAGCGGCCGCCCGUGCGCCCUGUACCUGCUGGAGGGCUGCAGCUGUGAGCGGGGGGCCAAGGGGGGCCCGGACAGACAGUAUUGUUUCAUCAUCAACUUUAAUCACGAGAAUCAGAAGCCCUUGGAGCUGCGCACAGAGGACUCCAAUGACUGUGAUGAGUGGGUCAACGCUAUCUCACGAGCGAGCUACAAGACCCUGGUGACUGAACAUGAAGCGUUGAUGCAAAAAUACUUACAUUUACUGCAAAUUGUGGAAACUGAGAAGAAAGUCGCCAAACAAUUAAGACAACAGAUAGAAGAUGGAGAAGUGGAGGUUGAGCGUCUCAAAUCUGAGAUUGCAUCAUUACUUAAGGACAAUGAGCGGAUUCAGUCCACUCCAAGCUCUGCAGCAAGUGCAGAGGACACCGACAUCAGGAAAAUAAAGAAGGUGCAGAGUUUCUUACGCGGUUGGCUAUGCCGGCGGAAGUGGAAGAGCAUAAUCCAGGAUUACUCAAGAUCUCCGCAUGCAGACAGCAUGCGCAAGAGGAACCAGGUGGUGUUCAGCAUGCUGGAGGCUGAGGCAGAGUAUGUGCAGCAACUGCAUAUCCUGGUCAACAACUUUCUGCGCCCUCUGCGUAUGGCGGCCAGUUCUAAGAAGCCUCCAAUUACCCACGAUGACGUCAGCAGCAUCUUUCUCAACAGUGAAACCAUCAUGUUUCUGCACCAGAUCUUUUAUCAGGGUCUAAAAGCGAGAAUCUCCAGCUGGCCCACCCUGGUUUUGGCGGACCUAUUUGACAUUCUUUUGCCGAUGUUAAACAUUUACCAAGAGUUUGUGCGGAACCAUCAGUACAGUCUCCAGAUCCUGGCUCACUGCAAGCAGAACCGAGACUUUGACAAACUACUGAAACAAUAUGAGGCCAAACCGGACUGUGAGGAGCGGACUCUGGAAACCUUUCUCACAUACCCAAUGUUCCAGAUCCCACGUUACAUCCUCACAUUACAUGAAUUACUGGCUCAUACACCACAUGAGCAUGUGGAGCGCAACAGUCUGGAGUAUGCCAAAUCCAAACUAGAAGAGCUGUCAAGGAUAAUGCAUGAUGAAGUCAGUGAAACAGAGAACAUCCGUAAAAACUUGGCCAUUGAGAGGAUGAUCGUCGAGGGCUGCGAGAUAUUGCUUGAUACGAGUCAGACCUUUGUACGCCAAGGUUGCCUGAUUCAAGUGCCAAUGUCAGAGAAAAGUAGGGUGACAAGAGGGCGACUCGGCUCCUUAUCUCUGAAGAAGGAAGGAGAGCGGCAGUGCUUCUUAUUCUCCAAACAUCUUCUGAUUUGUACCCGAAGCUCUGGAGGGAAGCUGCACCUCACAAAGAAUGGGGUGAUAUCGCUGAUGGAUUGCACCUUACUAGAAGACCAAGAUGAUGAUGACAACAGAACUCCCACACAGGAUGGGGAUCACUUGGACUUUAAGAUCUCAGUGGAACCCAAAGAUUCUGCACCAUUUGUUGUCAUUCUGCUGGCAUCUUCCAGGCAGGAGAAAGCAGCAUGGACCAGUGACAUCAGCCAGUGUGUGGAUAACAUUCGCUGUAAUGGACUGAUGAUGAAUGCCUUUGAGGAGAAUUCCAAGGUCUCUGUUCCCCAGAUGAUCAAAUCAGACAGCAGCCUGUACUGUGACGAUAUCGACAUUCGAUUCAGUAAAACAAUGAACUCCUGCAAGGUUCUUCAGAUACGCUACGCAAGUGUUGAGCGCUUACUGGAACGUCUCACUGACCUGCGCUUUUUAAGCAUUGAUUUCCUCAACACUUUCCUGCACUCCUACCGGGUCUUCACUACCGCAGAUAUUGUUCUUGACAAGCUUAUAGCUAUCUAUAGGAAACCAGUCAGCGCUAUCCCUGCCAGAUCUUUAGAGCUACUUUUUGCAAGUAAUCAGAAUAAUAAACUUCUGUAUGGUGAGCCGCCCAAAUCUCCUAGAGCUACACGCAAGUUCUCAUCCCCACCACCCCUCUCUAUCACCAAGUCAUCAUCCCCAAGCCGUAGGCGCAAAUUGUCGCUUAAUAUUCCUAUAAUUACUGGUGGAAAAGCAUUGGACCUGGCCGCCUUGGGCUGCUCUUCCAAUGGAUAUUCAAGUGCCUGUCCUGCUCCUCCUCAAUACAGCAAGACGAGACUGGACAUCAACAAACUCUAUGUAUCUGGAAGUUUCCCAAGCAAGGUGGGAGAAGGAGAAGAGCCACCCGCAGAGAGAGAUGAGGAUCCAGUUGCACCGCGCCAAAAUAAAGACUCCGAGGCUUGUCGCGCAGAAUCGGACAAUGAACAAACACAGAGCGAUGAGGCAGAGACUGACACAUCACCAACCCGCUCUCCCACCACACCAAUUUCCCAACGUGGCCGCAAUUCUGCAGACUUUACUCUCUUCUCAUAUAAUAAUGGCAUUGUGAUGACUUCCUGCCGGGAACAUGACAGCAAUCGCAGCAAUCUAUCAGCAGCCUCUGCUUUUGCCAUAGCAACAGCUGGAGCAAAUGAGGGUACUCCAACCAAGGAAACCUACAGACGCAUGUCUUUAGCCACAGCAGGAUUUCCUUCAGAUCAGAGGAAUGGUGACAAAGAAUUUGUAAUCAGAAGGGCGGCAACAAACCGUGUACUUAAUGUCCUUAGACACUGGGUUUCCAAGCAUGCCCAGGACUUUGAGACAAACUUGCAAUUGAAGAGCAAAGUCAUUAGCUUCCUGGAGGAGGUUAUCCACAACCCAGAGCUGCUGGCCCAGGAGAGGAAAGCUGCGGCCAAUAUUAUUCGCACAUUGACUCAGGAGGAUCCUGGAGACAGUCAGGUGACACUGGAAGAGAUUGAACACAUGGUGUUAAGUACUCCCGUGGAACUGUUCGAGUCUCUCUCUGCUCUGGAGAUUGCAGAACAACUAACAUUACUAGAUCAUCUGAUCUUCAAGAAGAUCCCAUACGAGGAGUUUUUUGGCCAGGGUUGGAUGAAAGCCGACAAAAUUGAGAGGACACCCUACAUCAUGGGCACAAGUAAACACUUUAACCAUAUGAGUAACCUGAUUGCCACUGAGAUCCUCCGGUGCGAAGAACCAGCCAUGCGGGGAUGUACCAUUGAGAAGUGGGUGGCAGUGGCUGAUAUUUGUCGGUGUCUACACAAUUAUAAUGCUGUCCUGGAGAUUACAUCAUCACUGAAUCGUAGCGCUAUAUUCCGGCUCAAGAGGACAUGGAUCAAAGUGUCUAAACAGACCAAGGCCUUAAUUGACCGACUUCAGAAGUUGGUGUCUUCAGAAGGGCGAUUCAAGAAUCUGAGAGAGGCCUUGAAGAACUGUGACCCUCCAUGUGUGCCAUACCUGGGGAUGUACCUGACUGAUUUGGCAUUUAUAGAGGAAGGUACCCCCAAUUACACAGAGGACGGCCUGGUCAAUUUCUCAAAGAUGAGGAUGAUUUCACAUAUCAUUCGGGAGAUAAGGCAGUUUCAGCAGACGUCCUACAAGAUAGACCAUCAGCCUAAGGUUACACAGUUCCUUUUGGAUACCACAGGAGUUCUGGAUGAAGAGGGUCUUUACGAAGCUUCUCUCCGCCUGGAGCCCAAACUUCCCACUUGAACUUUUGCUGCCUUGCACCUGCCUGUAUCAUAUUGUACAGACCCCCCACGCCUCUCGCCAGAUCCCUUUAUGCAGGGGUCACCAUGCAGGGGCAGAGAUGUCUGUGUCUCCAUCCAUCCCAAACACCCAGCUGCUCCUAAUGGAGGCCCCACAAUGCCCUUACACCUAAUGUCCCCCAAAGACACCCCUAGAAAGAGUGACCAGGGAGGAGACUGAGAACCUCUCACAAGGAGCACUGGCCUGUGCUAGCAAUGACUGAAGAGUUGCUGCUGCCUCCUACUGACUGUAAAUUUAAGAAUAAAGCAACAUGUCGAUGUGCAGCAUCUCACUACCAAACCAGCAGUCACCCCACCUCCACCACCCUGCUUGAAUGGAGGGGUUCAUGGCUCUGUGUGUCUUUCAGAGGGAGGCUUCAAUAGAGAACUAUACAGCAGAAGAGGUUCAUGUAUAAUACUCUAUCAUGGAGAAAGGAAAGGUGAUACUAUCCUACAGGAGGAGACGAGGGCACAUUCAUAAUAGCAAAGUGAGUGCAGCUUUGCAGUAAAGAACCAGCUCCAUGAAAUGACCGGUCUCUCAUGCCUUAGCACGGCACAUGUCCAGCAAAUUGCUACAGUUUUGCAAAUUCUGGACUCUACUCCAGCUUUGUCUUGUUGACUUUGAGCAGUAGUAUGUGUCCAUGGCUGCAACAAAGAAAAUUAUUGCACAAAUUAUCUAGAUAAGAAGUACCCCGGCCUGCAGCUUAAGAGCUGAUAUGUUGGGCUGGUCCUAUGGCUGCUAUAAUGGCUGAGAAUUCCAGUACUUUACUAUCAGAGUGUCAUAGCAAGGUAGGGAGCUACAGCAGAAGGCUUAUGGCAGUGAAUGCUCAUGGAAUUAGCUCAGCAGUGUAAAGGUCUGAUGCUGGUUUAGGAAGAAUGUUCACAGAAUGGUCACUUGAAUCUUCCGGGGAGGUCCAGCAGUGUUGAGAAAAAAAUAAUUUGCAGCUACAUUUUGUUUUCUUUAUUUUUUGUACUAUAAAGUGUUUCCUGAUUACCUCUCGCUAAUAAAUCUUUUAUCUCAGGGUUACCACCAACUGAGUUUGGUUAUUAAGAUUUGUAAAACUGCAUAAAAAUCUGUAGCCAGAAAAUGAACCUGCAUUUGUUACACGGGCCACAGCCUGUCUUCUUGUGCAGUGGCUCCAGCAUAUACAGGGUAUUUUCCCAUGGCGGAAAAUUAGCAGAAUGUCCGCUCGGGAAAACACGGGCAGACAUUCCCAAAUUUUCAUAUCCUGCUGGCGCUAAGGACAUAUGGAGAUGCGCAGUCUCCAUAGAUGGAAAUGCAUUUUGAAUGGAUUUUGCAGAAAGAAUGAACAUGUUCAUUCUUUUGGCAGACAUCCGAAUUUCCACGGCAGAAACAUCUGCCACAGAAAUUCCUCUGUGUGCAUGGUGCAGCAAAAUGACACUGAAAAUAAUGGGACUCUGCUGAAACAGAAUUUCUCGGUCGCUCUUCAUUGGGGGGACACAGAGACCAUGGGUAUAUGCUCUUGCCACUAGGAGGCGCUGACACUAGGAAAAAAAGUCAGCUCCUCCCUGGCAGGAUAUACCCACCUGCUGGAAGGGAGAUUAUCAGUUUUAGCUAGUGUCAGUAGGAGGCAAGACACAUGACCUGGUCUUUUUUUAUUAUUUUCUAAUAAGGGCUGUUUAGUUAGGUUUUUUCCUCCCUUUUGUUUCUCAUUUUCAGGUGGGGGUUCAAGAGCAUGGCGCUACCUGUUCCCCCAUAUGCAACAAAGGGGCACAGACAUAUGUACUGUUAACCCCUUCUCGCCAACGGCCAGCGCCUGGAGGUUGUACCCUGGGUCCGGGUCCCCCACUACCUCUGCUCGCCCGUUAUCUUAGUCUGGUAUGAUGCAGCGUGGCCACAAGCUGGUUGAAGCCAUCUGGGUGAGUAUAUGAAGACCGUGGGUGAGUAUAUCAUUCCGCCCGCCCGCUAGUGGACUCAGAGUUACGGCAGCCAUUUCUGUCUCAGGGCAGCUGCCUACUUUCUACUGCCGCUGAUUUUCUUUACUUCAGCUGGUCGGAUCUCCUCCGGCGCUUGCUGGCCAGCGGGACCCAUAAUGGCCCGUGCUCUGGGCGGGAAUCUGGAGACUAACUGAGGGAGGACUUUCUCCUUCCUCUGUCGGCGCUGUCUUGGGAGUGCCGGACAGGGAAAGCCCAGCGCCUUUCUGCGCCUCUCAUGAACGGAGCUUAGCUCUUCCCCUCCGUCUUAGGGCGCUGCAGUAGUUGUUCACGCUACCAGGGAUGUCAGAGGCUGUCUCCCUCCUCUGCUUCCCUGGUUCUGGGCCAUUUCUCCUCCAGCUCAGCGGACGUCUGUCUAGCUGGGCACCGCUGUCACCCCCCCUGGCCUCGCAGCGGCAAGCGCUCCUACAGCACGCUGCAUCACCGCUCCUGUUUAGUUCGUGGCUUUCUGCGCUCACAGUCACCGCUUGCUGUACACAGCUGCUGGCUUAAUGCAGCUGUGCGACGACUUGCCGGGGCACGCGAUUUGCUGCUUAGGCCCCUAUGUGCCAAUGGUGCUUGUCGCAGCUGUGAACCCUUCAGCUCCAGCAGUGACGAGCAUCGCUUUCCUGGAGGGUGGGCCCUUUUCCCAGGGUGUCUCACAGGACACCCGCCCGCAGUUCCUCGCUUCUCCCGUCCUGAUAGGCAAGGAUCGGCACAAUUUUGUGCCUCUCUCAGAUGGAGUUUAGCCCCUCUCCUUCCCCUGUAGCGCAUCCAGGCUUGGGCUCGGGGAUUAUUGCCAGGAAUUCCCGGGGUGCCCUGCGCACCCGCACAAGGUUCAUUUGGAAAAGAAAAAAAAAAUGUCUUCCUCUGAUCUCUUUGAUUGGAUAACGCCCUCUAGCAGCUAUUAAUGAUAUUGUGUUUUUUUGUGGCUUCCUCUGUGGCAGCUCAUAGCUAUUAGUUUUUUGCAGGUUUUUUACAGAUUGAUAUAUGCUGGGUCCUUUACUGGGAUUGUAUAUGGGGUCUGCCUUUUUGUUCCAGAUAGUGCUAUCGGCACAAUGUUUUUUGCCCUAUGCCUCUGGCAUACCUAAUUCUGCAGAGUUCUUGCUCUGUGAGGGAGCAUAUGCGAACCGCGGUGGCGGGCCGUUAAGUGGUCCCUGGAGAUUCCGCGGCUACAUUCCGUGCCUCGUUUCCCCUUACCAUGCCAUGCCUGUUUCCUGUGCCCACUGCCUGUCCUAGUCCCUCCCUAUCGGGGCACGGCUCUGGUCCGGUGCCCUUACAGGACUUAUGUGCUCCUGGCAGACGCCUAGGGCCUUUUCAGGGUUCUUCCCCAGACGGUCAUCCAUCAGGGGAGGGUUCUUGGCGUGUAUAUACACUAUGAUUCCCUCCUCCACAGGUCACUGAUCUCAUAUCUGCCACAUCCGCAUUUGACAUUCCGGUACCCCUCGGCCAGUGCGGAAUGUCCGACGGAGUGACCUGUUACAUGCACUGGACCCAUACCAGUAAGCCAGACAGUGGUCUGUGUGGUUCCUCCGCCGCCUGUCAUUUCUCACAAGGCUGAUGUCUCUGCGGCUGGAGUUCUGGUACCCCACUACCAGUGCGCCGGGCCCAAAGAAGUGCCUAUUGACCCUAUACAGGGCAACAGGGAUACCAUCCAUGGCUCCUCAGCCUCCCCCGAUCUCCCAGGGUGGCAGGGAUUCCAUCCAUGACUCCUAGGCCUCCCUGUCCUCCCACCUGCAACCAAGGGGGCACAGUGAUUGGCAAUAUGACUAUUGUUCCUUUUUUCGCCAGCACCUGGAGGUUUACCCAUUCAGCCAGACUGUUGUCUUCACAGUUUCCAACGUAGUCGGUCUCCCAUCCCUGGGCUGCUGCGUGCAUGGCUGGGGUUUCCAGUACCUCACUGUUGGUGAGAGAAAUCUGGAAAAGGGUCCCCUGCAGGUACACAGGUCUGAUGUCAGUCAGUCAGACUUUCUUCUGCUUGAGGGUCGCCCAUUAGAUCGCCCGCACUCCAGUACCCCACUUAUCAUGAGGUACCCAUGUCUGUGUCCCUACAUAUGGUCUGGACACCCUGCUCAUGUAGAGCCUUCCUCCCCUCCUUUUUGGUAGAGUGUACCUCAGGCCUUCCUGUGUAAUUUUUUCAACAGGUCUGUGCAGGAUGAGCACCUCUGUUCGGGCAUGGGGCCUGUUGGGGAGACUGCCCAUUCUGCAGCCCCCUCCCCCCAUGCCUCCAGGUAUCUUCCUGGUUUCCUGUACAGGGUGGCUCAGGCACUUGCUCUGUUGCCUUAUUCAUCAGCCAGGAUGGCUCCGUGGCCGCACCAUCUGCCACCCUUUUUUUGCAGGGUCCAAGGUUUCGCCCCGAUGGGGUGUUUCCUCCCAACGCUGUAGGUUGCUACAUGUGCUUCUCACUUGCAUUCAUAGUUAUGUCUUUGUAUCUCCCAGCUCCAGUGUCCAGGAUUCAAAUCCCUCUGGGGACACAAUAUGGCUCCUCUGUGCCUCAGGUGUUUUUGCAGGAUCCCUGGGGGCUUCGUCCACCCAGUAUUCUGAUCUGUUACCGUAGGGCGGCAUUUCCUUGCCCCAACAGUACAUGGCGCUCUUGGGAAAUUCCCUUCUACAGGGGGUACUGGAAUCAGGAAGCUUGGCACAGUCAGUGCUUGAGUUCCGUUUCCACCUCCCCUUGUUUUCCCCUCCUCUAGGGGGACUAUUUCACUGAGCACUUUCUUCUGCCAAGAUGGAGCCAUUUCACACUUCCUCCUACAUGGUGGGGUACCUUGCUGGGCCUUUGUUUUUUUGCUGGGAGCGAUCUGAAGUGCUUUUCACCGGCUCUGCUCGUGUGCUUACUGCUCACUAUUGCAGCCUGGCUCUUCUCUUUUUUCUGGUUGUCUACUGCUGCUCAUGCAGCGAGGGCAUUUUCCUUGUAGGAGGGGUUUAUGCAAUUGUGUAUAGAUCAGCGACAGCCAGUCUGCCCUUGCUCUCUUCCUUCCUUGGCACAAUAUCCCGGAAGGGUGUGCUCAUCCUUCCCUGUGUCAGUGGCGCUACACUGCUACUCUGAUCUUUUGGAGAUACCUUCUUGUGUCCAGAGCCUGGGAAUCCCAGCUGGGUCCCCUUUUGCUUUUCCCUCCAUUUCCGUCCUGAUGAGACGUUGCUGGGAGUGCUCUGGUUCGCUCCAACCGCUGGGUCCAAGACCAAUUAAUCCUUGUUUUGGGCUCUCUCCUAGACUGCUGUGGUGUACCUUAUUUUCUGGGUUGGUCCUCCUAGUCCUUCGUGAUGAUUGCAAUCCCGGGCAAGUGUAGUUCCCCUGCCCAGGCUUCCCCACAAUUCCAUUGUGGGGCGGUUGUUCUGUACCGCUCUUCUUUUUGUCCAGACAUAGCAGUAUGUUUCCCGGAGCGUUUCGCGGUUGUUGGUUUUGCUCCCCCUACAGGUGGGGCACCAUCCUGUGUCUCGAGAGUCUACAGUUCCAUGUCGCCAUUCCGGUUUUCCGGGUUACUCCUUACUUUCCUUUUCCUCCUUCGGGGUCCAUUUACUCCGGGGUUGGACAGCAAGUCUGUCUACCGGGCCAUAUUUUUGCUGCAGCAUGGCUGUGGUUUCUUUCCGCUGUUCAGCCUGUGUGUCGUCCUCUCCGAGUCUGCUGUUCUCCCCAGGUGCUCACGCUGUGCCCCUGGGACAGUGUUUUUUGGCACCUAUAGCUCUUUGGUUCGGAUCUUCUGCACUAUGCCUCUCCGGAGACUGUUCACGUCUCUCUUUUCCAGAAGUUUCUGGUCUUCACCUUGACUGACACGCCUUCGGCUCUCCCUGGUGUUUUCUCGCCAGGUUCUCUGGUUUUCUCGUCAGGUCCUCUGUAUGGGGUUCUCUUGUCGUUCCUAUUUUGUUUCCAACCGGGCUCUGUAUGGUUCUGUGCCUUCUUAUCUCUCUCUGUGGCCAGUUGGUUUAGAGUCUCUUCUAAGGACGGUCCCUUCCUUGGUGUCCUUGGUGGACAGUGGGAACUACCGGAUGCUCAGUUGCAGGCCCCGGUUGCCUUUUAGCCCAGGGUCUCGUCCGUGUGUCUUAAGGCCGGCUGAGGUUCAGUCUCCGGACUGACUCACUUCCUCUGGUGUUGUUCUUCACACCCCAGGGACUGCUUUAGUACAUUCCAUGGUCUCUGUGUCCCUCAAUGAAGAGCGAGCGAGAAAAAGAGAUUUAUUUUUUGUACUUACCGUAAAAUCUCUAUCUAGUAGCCUUCACUGGGGGACACAGCAUCCACCCAUGUCUUCAUUCUUGUUCUUGAGUGUUUCUCUGGAAUUCCUUUCUAGGGUCCUUCGGACUUGUCUCUUGGUUGGCUUCUCCUACUGCUUUGUGACAAAACGGAUUACCUUACUUCCAGUGGGCGGGUAUAUCCUGCCAGGGAGGAGCCAACUUUUUUUUCCUAGUGUCAGCACCUCCUAGUGGCAAGACCAUAUACCCAUGGUCUCUGUGUCCCCCAAUGAAGGCUGCUAGAAAGAUAUUUUAUGGGGAGUACAAAAAAAAUCUCCUUUUGUCCAGUGGAUUCCUUUUGGAAAUUCCACCAAGUAAACAUGGCCUCUGGCUGCUUAGGAAAUCCAAGGGUCAAAUUAUUCCGCAAAACAUAUUCAUAAACCUCUUGUCUAAAUAAAAAAAUAUAUAUAUUUAUGUACCAGAACUUGUGUUAAGAUGUAUAAAAGAUAACUUGGCAAAUAUAAACACUAUGCAGUAUUGGUCCAGACUUCUCCAUCAUCUAUGUUCAGAUAAAGCUGUUUAAAGAG